Branchiostoma belcheri (Belcher's lancelet) is the source of this 773-nucleotide messenger RNA. Its product is annotated as 60S ribosomal protein L15-like. The record is from RefSeq and is a predicted model, not a curated record. Gene Ontology annotation, cellular component: cytosolic large ribosomal subunit; ribosome. Gene Ontology annotation, molecular function: structural constituent of ribosome; RNA binding. Gene Ontology annotation, biological process: cytoplasmic translation. Lineage: Eukaryota; Metazoa; Chordata; Leptocardii; Amphioxiformes; Branchiostomatidae. The transcript has 5 exons. Bases 86 to 700 code for a protein of 204 amino acids.
ACGGACGAACACGUCUUACGGUAUUGCAUGCUGGGUAAAAAUCUUUCUCUUCCCUUCUGUCCGCCAUCUUGGCGAAAGCUUCAAGAUGGGUGCGUACAAGUAUGUACAAGAAUUAUGGCGGAAGAAGCAGUCGGACGUGAUGCGGUUUCUUCUCCGCGUCCGCUGCUGGCAGUACCGGAACCUGUCAGCGAUCCAUCGCGCCCCCCGCCCCACACGCCCGGAGAAGGCCCACAGGCUGGGAUACAAGGCCAAGCAAGGGUACGUUAUCUACCGUGUGCGUCUGCGCCGUGGUGGCCGUAAGAAGCCCGUGCCCAAGGGAGCCACGUACGGAAAGCCUGUCCACCAGGGAGUCAACCAAAUGAAGUUUGCCAGGAACCUUCGAUCUGUUGCUGAGGAGAGAGUUGGCCGUGCGUGUGGUGCCCUGCGUGUGAUGAACAGCUACUGGGUGGGCCAGGACUCAACCUAUAAAUUCUUUGAGGUUAUCUUGGUGGAUCCAUUCCAUAAAACUGUACGUCACGACCCAGAAGUCCAGUGGAUCUGCAAGCCGGUGAUGAAGCACCGCGAGCUGCGCGGCCUGACGUCGGCCGGCAAGAGUUCCCGCGGCCUGGGCAAGGGGCACUUCCACCACAAGACAAAGGGCGGGUCCUGGAGGGCCUCGUGGAAGCGGCGCAACACCCUGUCGCUCCGCCGAUACCGCUAGAAUUGAACACCAACCAGAUUGUAUUAUCUGUAACAUUUUGGGUGAACUAUUAAAGAUGCACCUUCAUACUGAG